Molecule: messenger RNA, 2083 nt
Organism: Rhipicephalus microplus (southern cattle tick)
Lineage: Eukaryota; Metazoa; Arthropoda; Arachnida; Ixodida; Ixodidae
Gene: Non1
Product: nucleolar GTP-binding protein 1
Molecular function (GO): GTP binding
Source: RefSeq, a predicted model, not a curated record
UGACGUCAUUGCGCUGUUUAUGUGUUCUCUUUUCCGGGGGUCCUGCGUCGUGCUCGGUGUUAAAGUGCACGUGGGCCCCAUAUUUUCUCGAAAAUGGCGCAGUAUAACUUUAAGAAGAUCGAGGUGGUCCCAACCGCCAAGGAUUUUAUAGACAUCACUCUGUCAAAGACACAGAGAAAGACCCCCACUGUCGUUCACCGGCACUACAAGAUAUCCCGUAUCCGACAAUUCUACAUGCGCAAAGUGAAGUUCACUCAGCAAAACUUCCAUGACCGCAUGAGCAAGCUGCUCUCGGACUUCCCCAAGCUGGAGGACAUUCAUCCGUUUUACGCUGACCUGAUGAACGUCUUGUAUGACAAGGAUCACUACAAGCUUUCGUUGGGCCAAAUAAACACGGCGCUUCACCUGAUCGACAAUGUUGCGAGGGAUUAUGUACGGUUGCUCAAGUACGGCGACUCCCUCUACAGAUGCAAGCAGUUGAAGAGGGCAGCCCUCGGAAGGAUGGCAACCAUCAUGAAGAGACAGAGUCAGAGCUUGCAGUACCUGGAGCAGGUGAGGCAGCACCUUUCUCGUCUGCCGUCCAUCGAUCCCAACACCAGGACGCUGCUCAUAUGUGGGUUCCCCAACGUUGGCAAAUCCAGCUUCAUCAACAAGAUCACACGUGCUGAUGUAGAGGUGCAGCCUUAUGCCUUCACGACAAAGUCGCUGUACGUGGGACACACGGACUACAAGUACAUCCGCUGGCAGGUGAUUGACACUCCAGGAAUCCUGGAUCACCCGCUAGAAGACCGUAAUACCAUUGAGAUGCAGGCUAUCACAGCCCUUGCACAUAUACGGGCAUGUGUUCUGUAUCUCAUGGACCUCUCGGAACAGUGCGGACACACCAUUGAAGAGCAGAUGAAGCUCUUGUUCAACAUCAAGCCACUGUUUGCAAACAAGCCUUUCCUUGUAGUUGUCAACAAGGUUGACAUUGUCAGGCCAGCUGAUCUCGCGCCUGAAGCCAAGGCCCUUUUUUCGAAGUUGGCUGAAGAGUCCAUUCCUGUGCUGGAGAUGAGCACUGUGACUGAAGAAGGCGUGGCCGAGGUACGCAACGAGGCCUGCGACCGCCUGCUAGCCCACAGGCUGGAGGUGAAGAUGCAGGGCAGGAAGAUUGAGGGCAUACUGAACCGCCUGCAUGUUGCCAUACCCACCCCCAGAGACAGCAAGGAGCGACCACCAUUCAUACCUGAAGCGGCACUUCAGAAGAAAAUGGAGGCAGAUGGAGCUAAAAAGAAACUGGAACGAGACAUCGAGGCUGAACUUGGGGAUGACUACAUAUUGGAUCUUAAGAAGAAAUAUGACCUGCCUGAAGAUGAGAAGUACGACGUUAUUCCCGAGAUUUGGGAAGGACACAACAUUGCCGACUACAUUGAUCCCGAAAUUUUCGAGAAACUGAAGCAACUGGAAGCAGAGGAAGAGUUGCGGGAGCAGGCAGGCUUCUACGACUUCCCCGAGAGCGAGGAAGAUGAAGAAAUGAAAGAAAUCAGGAGCCUUGCUCGACAGAUUCGAAAGAAGAAGGCCAUUCUGGCAAUCAACUCGAAGAUAGACAACACCACGAAACCAAAGGUUUCUAGGCCUAUAAUGAAGAAGAGGGAACGUAGCGUGAGCAGGCUGCGCUCGGAAAUGUCUGAUCUUGGUGUGGAGCUCGACAAGGGCAAGACACACUUCAAGCGAGCUGCAUCUGAAGUGAGAACACCGAGACCUUUGAAGAGGAAGCGGGAGGACAGUGAAGGUCGUGUGCGCAGCAGCUCGAGGACACCAAGGGAUCAAUCGGGUAUCCGCGAUGCCAAGAUGAGAACAAAGGUGAAGAAGCUGAACAAGAAGGCUCAGCGGACAAUGAACAGGCAGGCCAGAAAGGGAGAGGGUGACCGCACAAUUCCUAGCCUCCGGCCCAAGCACCUGCUGGCCGGCCGAAGAGGCGUCGGCAAAGCAGAUCGCCGGUGAAACUGGCCUUGCGGGGCUCAGCUGCUAUACUUUUGUGCAGUGUUGUUUAUUUACAACAUAUUUUGUUAGAGAAAUAUAAAGUAAGAACUGCUGCCAUUAA